UUGAUACACAAGAGAGAUGGAGAAUUAUGCAUGUGAUGCCGAAAAUGGUGAGAAAAAGCUUAGGUUGUUCGGGUUCGAGCUCGAUCCGAGUGCUACCAACGGUUGCUCCGUGAAAGUUUGUGCCGUUGGUGAAGAGAGUGUGAAUUCGUGGACCACGUCCAAGGAGAAAAGCUCGACGACGGCAGAGGGCGACGACAGGAAGUUCGAGUGCCAGUAUUGUUUCAAGGAAUUCGCAAAUUCGCAGGCGCUUGGGGGUCAUCAGAAUGCGCACAAGAAAGAGAGGAUGAAGAAGAAAAGGUUGCAGCUUCAAGCCAAGAGAGCCAGCCUCAACUGUUAUCUUCAACCUUUUCAAAACAGUCUCGGUUUCCGUUCUCCCUGGCACUACGGUACCGCUGCCGAAGAAUCUCAGAUAAGUUUCGGACAAUUGGAGAAUGAUGGGUAUGUUAAUGGCUCGAAUCCAUCGAAAUGGAACGCUCAAAUGAUCCCUUUCCAACAAGAUCCAUCCAUGUUCACGUUAAUACAAGCUGAUCAUCACAGAUCGCGGGAGAACAGGCCUGUUUUCAAGCCUUCGUCGAAGCAAAACUGUAAAUCGUUGGAUCUUCAGUUAGGCCUCAGCUUGCAGUCUACGAUUCAGAGUUCCUCUGGAAGUGGUAUAUAGAACCAUACACAUAGGCCACGAAGAACGUACAUAAACAGCAGCGUGCAAGUCCGAGGCGUUGCGGCCGUAUUCGUAUCCGAUACAAGCGCGACGUGUAUCCGGUAGUGAUGGAUAAGACAUCAAAAAAGGAACAUAUACGGUAAAGAUACGUCUGGAGACAAUUGAAACAUGUCUCGACAGGACUGAAUAUAGAAUGAAUGUUGCUUCUUUUCUGUAUUUUUUUC
Hibiscus syriacus is the source of this 882-nucleotide messenger RNA. Its product is annotated as zinc finger protein 3-like. The transcript has a single exon. Gene Ontology annotation, cellular component: nucleus. Gene Ontology annotation, molecular function: DNA-binding transcription factor activity; transcription cis-regulatory region binding. Gene Ontology annotation, biological process: gibberellic acid mediated signaling pathway; cytokinin-activated signaling pathway; trichome morphogenesis. Bases 17 to 658 code for a protein of 213 amino acids. The record is from RefSeq and is a predicted model, not a curated record. Lineage: Eukaryota; Viridiplantae; Streptophyta; Magnoliopsida; Malvales; Malvaceae.